Molecule: messenger RNA, 2282 nt
Organism: Drosophila subobscura
Lineage: Eukaryota; Metazoa; Arthropoda; Insecta; Diptera; Drosophilidae
Gene: Gpo2
Product: glycerol-3-phosphate dehydrogenase, mitochondrial
Exons: 1
Coding region: 21-2177 (718 amino acids)
Biological process (GO): glycerol-3-phosphate metabolic process
Cellular component (GO): mitochondrion; glycerol-3-phosphate dehydrogenase (FAD) complex
Molecular function (GO): glycerol-3-phosphate dehydrogenase (quinone) activity; calcium ion binding
Source: RefSeq, a predicted model, not a curated record
CACCAAAAACAUUUCCCACAAUGGCCAAGUUUAUUCAGAUGGCAGUGACGUUUGGCAGCUCCAAGUUAGCCAACAGCAAUUACAGAUUUGACGAUGUGUCGCCCGGAGCGGAGCAGAUUCCACAGAUGAAGCGGGAACUGCCCACGCGUAAGAUGUGCCUUGACGCGUUCAAAUCGAACCAUUACGAUGUCCUCAUCAUUGGCGGCGGCGCAGUGGGAGCUGGCUGCGCACUGGACGCGGCCACCCGUGGCCUCAAAACGGCCCUGGUCGAGGGGGACGACUUUGGCAGCGGAACGUCUUCCAAGUCCAGCAAACUCUUGCACGGCGGCUUCAGGGACUUGGAACAGGCAAUAAGGCGCUUCGAUCGAGCAGCCUUUCGACGCGUGCAGAGGUCUCUGAUGGAACGAAGCAAAAUUGGGAAUCUGGCGCCGCAUCUUAACCAGCCAGUGCCGAUCAUGCUUCCAAUACAUCAUUGGUGGCAGGCCCCGCUCUACUACCUGGAGCUUAGACUCUACCACAUGCUGGCUCCCAAGGGAACAAAAGACUUCCAGUACGUCAGCGCCGACGAGGCCGUGGAUAUAUUUCCAAUGAUGCGAAGAGGCGAUCUCUUUGGAGCAUUCGUUUUCUACGAGCGACAGUACGACGAUGCGCGCAUGUGCCUCUCAGUGGCACUCACGGCUGCCCGCUACGGAGCUGACAUCUGCAACCAUAUGAAAGUGGAGAGGCUGCUCAAGAACAAGGAUGGAAAUAUUGGCGGGGCCCAGGCCGUGGACCAGCUAGCGGGCAAGUCGUACACGAUCAGGGCGAAGGUCGUCAUAAAUGCCACCGGCCACUUGAGCGACAGCGUGCGCCUGAUGGAGGAUCCGAUGGCAGAGCAGCUAUGCACCAGCAGCUGGGGCUCUAUUGCCGUCUUUCCGCGCUUCUACUGCCCGCAGCAUGUGGGCGUGUUUGAUCCGCACACAAAGGACGGUGGAUCGAUAUUCUUCCUUCCCUGGCAGGGCCACACUCUCGUGGGAACCAGCAACGAGGCCUGCGAUGUGCCCGGAAAUAAGGCCGCGUUGUGUGCCCCGCCGCAGCCGUCGGAGCGAGAGGUGCAGUGCCUGUUGGAGGGAAUCCGGCACUUUGUCAGCCCCAGCUUUGAUGUGCGCCGGUGCGACGUUCUUGCAGUGUGGGGCGGCUUCAAGGCAAUGCCCGUGGAAUCGGCUGCGCUGAAUAACACCCCAUUGAGGAAUCAUGUCGUCAAUCUGGGUCCCAGGAACAUGGUGUCCAUUGUGGGCGGCACUUGGUCUUCGUUUCGCAUGCUGGCCGAAAAGGCGGUCAACGCUGCCAUUAAGUACGGCAACAUAGACGCUCUCCGGCCUCGCUCGGUGACGGCGGACACUUGCAAGCUGGAUGGUGCCAAUGGCUGGACCCCGAGAAUGUUCAUACGGCUGGUGCGGGACUUCGGUAUGGAGCGCGAUGUCGCCGAGCAUCUCUCGAACACGUACGGCUCCAAUGCCUUCAAGGUGGCCGUCAACGCCUCGAAUAGCGGAAAGGGGUGGCCCAUUGUCGGCAAGAGGCUGCACUCGGAGUUUCCCUACAUAGAGGCCGAUGUGAAGCAAGGCGUGAGAGACUAUGCGUGCACACUGGUGGACAUGGUGGCCCGUCGGCUGCGCGUGGCAUUCCUCAAUGUGCAGGUGGCCGAUGAGAUCCUGCCGCAGGUGGCGAACGUAAUGGGCCGCGAGCUGAAGUGGUCCAGCGAGCGAAAGGCCAAGGAGAUUGACGAUGCGCGCAGAUUCCUCAGCACCCAAAUGGGCCAGCUGAGCGGGGAUCCCGUCCAGCUCAGUGUUCCCAUCAAGAUGUCCGUUCGGCAGGUACACAAAUAUGUCACCCAUUUCCGAACCUUGGACGAGAACAACACCGGCUAUGUAACGAUCAGCAACUGUUGCAAAGCGAUGAAGGCGAUGGGAGUCAAGGAAGUGCCCGUCGAUCUGAUGCACAACGUUCUGCGCGACAUCGACUGCCACGCUCAGGGCAAGGUCAAUCUGUACGAGUUCCUUCUGCUCAUGUCAGCCGUGGUACAAGGGGAUACUGAAUACCUGCGCUACGCCAAGAUAUGCAUGGACCAAAAGCUCGUGUCUGUGAGCAACCAGCAGCCCCGUGCAGUGCCAGUGGAGCGAGCAUGCGGUGGACCCUAACACUCUAAUGGCGAUCCUUGUAGAGCAUUUCACGUAGGAACGGAUCCUUUGGGACCGAGACCAUAAAUAUAGUUUAUUUUUUCAAGCAUUCCAAUUCACACACAA